AUGAAGAUUCCAGCUCUUUUUUCUUUCUUUCUUUCUUUCUUUCUUUAUUUCUUCUUUUCUUCCUUUUUUCCUCUUUCAUCUGAUCGCCUAUCUUUUCUUCUCUUUCUUUCUUUCUUUCUUUUCUUUCUUUUUUCAUCUGAUUGCCUAUUUUUCUUCUCUUUCUUUCCUUCUUUCUUUCUUUUUCUCUUUCUUUCUCUUUUCUUUCUUUCUUUCUUCUUUUCUUUCUUUCUUUCUUUCUUCCUUUCUUUCUUUCCUCUUUCAUCUGAUCGCCUAUCUUUUCUUUUCUUCUCUUUCUUUCUUUUCUUUCUUUCUUCUUUUCUUUCUUUCCUUCUUUCUUUCUUUCUUUCUUUCUUCUCUUUCUUUCUUCUUUUCUUUCUUUCAUUCUUUCUUUUCUUUCUUUCUUCUUUUCUUUCUUUUCUCUUUCAUUUGAUCGCCCAUCUUUUCUUCUCUUUCUUUCUUCUUUUCUUUCUUUCUUUCUUUCUUUCUUUCUUUCCUCUUUCAUCUGAUCGCCUUUCUUUUAUCUUUUGCUUCAUUUAUUUUUAUUUACCAUUUCUUCAUAUUUCUUUAUUAUUCUGUUCAUUUGUUUUCUUAUUUCUCUUUCACAUAUGCGCCAUUCUUUUUUUUUCUUUUUCUUUCUUUUCUUUUUUCUUUCACUUGUUAUCUCUUGUCUUUUCCUUUCAAUUUUACUUCUUUUUCUUUCUUCCUUCUUCUUUUUUUUGUUUUCUUUUUUCUUUCUUUUCUUCUUUGUUUCUUUUUCUUCUCUUCUCUUCCAUUAAACAUUUUUUCUUAUUUAUCUUUCUUUCUUUUUCUUUUUUUUCUUCCAUUAAACACAAUUUCCUUUCAUUUUUCCGUUUUUCUAUAUUUUUCUUUUUCUUUCGGGAUCGUAAUUUUCUUUUAUUUUCCCGUUCUUUAUUUCUUUCUUUCUUUCUCAAUACCUUCACUUAA
Molecule: messenger RNA, 945 nt
Organism: Acanthosepion pharaonis
Lineage: Eukaryota; Metazoa; Mollusca; Cephalopoda; Sepiida; Sepiidae
Source: the annotation of a GenBank genome assembly